This is a messenger RNA of Hibiscus syriacus, 2405 nucleotides long. RefSeq lists its product as uncharacterized. Bases 119 to 2347 code for a protein of 742 amino acids. The transcript is spliced from 4 exons. The record is from RefSeq and is a predicted model, not a curated record. NCBI's taxonomy places the organism in Eukaryota, Viridiplantae, Streptophyta, Magnoliopsida, Malvales, Malvaceae.
CAACACUUUUUUCUUCUUAAUCUCUUCAGUUUCUUUCAUUCAAGGGCUCUCUUGAUUCUCUCUUUCAUAAUGGAAAUCUUUUGAGUGUGAAAAGUAAUGCAAAUUGGAGGUGGCGAAAAUGGCAAAUCUUGUUCCAGGUGUUCUUUUGAAUCUCUUACAGCAUAUGAACACUGAUGUUAAGGUUGCCGGUGAGCAUAGGUCGUCUCUUUUACAAGUAGUGAGUAUAGUUCCUGCAUUAGCAGGUGGCGAGUUGUUCUCUAACCAAGGCUUUUACCUCAAGGUUUCAGAUUCAUCUCAUGCUACGUAUGUAUCAUUGCCUGAUGAGCAUGAUGAUUUAAUUCUUAGUGAUAAGAUCCAAUUAGGUCAGUUUAUUCAUGUCGACAGGUUGGAAUCGGCGUUGCCGAUUCCGAUUCUUCGUGGGGUUCGGCCGGUUCCUGGUCGACAUCCUUGUGUAGGGAGCCCUGAGGAUAUUGUUGCAACUCAUUCUCCUGGCUUCCUUGAUAGUAAAAGUUCAUUUGGUUCAAAACUUGGGGAGAAAGUUAAGUUAGGCAGUGGUUAUGGUGGGGAGAAAGGGAAAUCGGUUGGGAGUAGAUCAAAUGGCGGAUUAAAGGAUGAUCAAACUGAUAAGAAACUGAAAACGAAUUCUUUGACUCGAUCAAACUCUCUGUUGAGUAAACCGGCUUUGAGUGUGGAUGUGAAGAGGGGUUCUUUAGGGAAAUUGAAGGCAUUAAGUUCGCAAUCGAUUCCUUCUUCCCCAACGAGUUGUUAUUCGUUGCCGACUUCUUUUGAGAAGUUUGCCACUGGGAUUAAGCAUCAGGCUGAAAUAAAGGGGCUGAGGAAAGGAAGUCCCAAGGUGGGAUCUGUGGAGAAGGCAAGCACUCUUCAUGGGGCGAAUUCGAUCGGAAAAAAAGUACCUGUGAUUAAAACUUUUCCUCAAGGGACCGAGUUAGGGGCCAAGGCUUUGAGAAAGAUCUGGGAAGGGAAUAUGGAAGCGAAGGGUGGGGACCAUUCGAAUACACCGAGGACUACCAAGCAUGAUAUCAAGGGAGAAUCUCGGAGCUCUUCUGCUUCAAGAAAAAACACAGCAAGUGAAAAGUUACCAUCCAAGGAGGGGACUAAGUUCCAGACGUCUACAAGGCCGUUAAAAGAGGAGAGCAAAUUUCAGGUGUCAACUAAGAAAGCUGCGGCAAAUGGAAUGUUGAGUGCCCACGAGAAACAAAAUAUGCCAAGAACUCAUGUUGGGAAGAAAUUCGGAGAACCAACUAAUAAUGGUGGCUUGGGGAACCUAGUUAAGGUUCCGAUAAAUAGUAAAAGAUUGACGGAUGGAAGUGGUAUUUCAUGGGGCUCGCUCCCCUCUUCCCUUUCGAGGCUCGGAAAGGAGGUCAUGAGACACAGGGUUGCAGCUCAAACAGCUGCAGUAGAAGCUUUACAAGAGGCCGCAGCUUCCGAGAGCUUACUUCGAUGUUUAAGCUUAUAUUCUGAUCUUACGACCUCUGCCAAGGAAGACAACCCUCAGCCUGCAGUGGAACGGUUCUUGACCCUUCACACAAGCUUGAAUAAUGCUCGUAUGGUUGCGGAUUCUUUAUCGAGAACUAUUCUAGUCGGUUCAUCUCCGGAAUCAGAAGGAACCCUGUCAGAAGAGGCUGUAAAGGUUGCAUCGGAUAGACGAAAAUAUGCAGCUUCAUGGGUGCAAGCUGCAUUGGCUACUGAUAUGUCAUCUUUCUCUGUAUUUACAAAAGAACAUAAUUCGAAGCCGAGUCAUGGUUCAGCACCUGCACAAAGCCAGAAGACUACCCCUGCCAACCAAAACAUAUUACUUCUCGAGAGUUCUGAUAGGAAUGGCACCGCAAAAUCCCAAGGAAAACCCCGUACAGUAGUUGUUUCUAGACUUGUAGCGCAGGGUGUUGUUCGCAAAACCGGGAACGGUUCAAGCCUUGUUCCCAAGUCUGCAGUCCAACCACCUCCGGAAAUAUGGACUAGAGGAAAUGGCCUUGAUGAGGCUGUUGACAUGGCUGAUAUGUUGCGAAUGGAAUCCCAAGAUUGGUUCUUUGGAUUCAUCGAGAAAUUCUUAGAUGCCGAUGUAGACUCGUCUGCUCUAUCCGAAAAUGGUCAAAUAGCCAGGAUGUUGACGCAGCUCAAGAGUGUCAAUGACUGGUUAGACGAAAUUAGUUCAAGUAAAGAAGAAGGUGAGACACCCCUGAAUGUUUCAACAGAGACGGUCAAUAGGCUUAGGAAGAAAAUAUAUGACUAUCUUCUUACACAUGUCGAAUGUGCCACCGCCGCUCUAGGUGGCGAAUCGCAGCUGUCACCGCCCAUCCGAGCAGUUGAAACUAAAGUGAGAAAGUGACUCGUUCGAUCUUCAUGAAACACGGUUAGGCACAACAAAUAUUGGAAUCUGAAUCGGU